CAGUCGGGGAAACAUGGCGGUGACUUUGCAGGGGAGUCUCGUUGAAAUUCUACGGAAAUGUUCAAGAUUAAGUUCACAUUUACGAAUUCCAGUGACAAAACAGAUAGGCAGUUCGUUUCCUGUUACAGCACGCUAUCAGAGCUCGAAGAGCAUUGCAUACCCCUCCAGUUAUAUUCCAGAGACAUCAUUAUCACGACCACCCUGGCCUGAAGUAUCAAUUGUUGAUCCUGAGGAAGAGGCAAAGCAGCAUCAAGCAAUUGUAAAGAAGGUGAACAACCUGCUGGAGAACGGAGAGUAUGGACGACUGUUUGCAGUUGUUCAUUUUGCCAGUCGUCAGUGGAAAGUGACUAAUGAAGAUUUGAUCCUCAUUGAAAAUCACAUUGAUGCUGAGUGUGGAGAGAGGAUUCGACUAGAGAAGGUACUGUUGGUUGGUGGAGAAGCGUUCACACUUAUUGGGAGACCACUUCUUGGCCGUGACUUAGUUCGCGUUGAAGCAACUGUCAUCGAAAAGACUGAGUCUUGGCCCAUGGUUCACAUGAGAUUCUGGAAAAGACACAGAUAUCAGAGGAAAAGAAUUAUCAUACAACCUCAGACAGUGCUUCGGAUAAACACCAUUGAGGUUGCCCCCAGACUGACUUGAAUCCAAGUUUCAAUGUGUAAAUAAACUAUGCUAUUUCUGUUCAACUGUCCCUUGAUUUUGCGGAUAUGACGCCAUUGUGUGAUUAAAGCUUCGA
Messenger RNA from Chanos chanos (milkfish), 734 nucleotides. It is a transcript of the gene mrpl21, whose product is annotated as mitochondrial ribosomal protein L21. Gene Ontology annotation, cellular component: ribosome; mitochondrial large ribosomal subunit. Gene Ontology annotation, molecular function: structural constituent of ribosome. The coding region runs from base 14 to 640 and encodes 208 amino acids. The record is from RefSeq and is a predicted model, not a curated record. NCBI's taxonomy places the organism in Eukaryota, Metazoa, Chordata, Actinopteri, Gonorynchiformes, Chanidae. The transcript is spliced from 7 exons.